AUGGACGCAUCAGGCUCCAGGCAGGACCUCGUACGCAAUGCCGUCCUCUUCCUCCAGGACCCAAAGGUCCAAUCGUCCCCGCUCGCACAGCGCCUAGAGUUCCUCCAGAACAAGGGCCUCACCGAGCCCGAGAUCCAGCAGGCGCUCGGCGAGGCCGCCAACCCGGGCUCGACGCUAGCCCCCGCACCACCCACGUCGUCGGCGCCAGUCGCCCCGCCGGCAUACGCCCGCGCCCAGCAGGCGCCCGGUGCGGCCUCGCAGCAGUACGGGUACGGGUUUGCGCAGGCGUAUGCGCAGCCCAUCGCGCCGCCCGAGCCACCCAAGCGUGACUGGCGUGAUGUGUUUAUCAUGGCCGUCGUGUCCGGUGGUGUCGCGUACGGUCUCGCCGCGCUCGCGAGGAAAUACCUCGUCCCCCACCUCAAGCCGCCUUCGUCCACGGCCUUCCAGGAGACGUCUGCCGAGCUCACGACGCAGUACGACCAGGCGCAGACUGCGCUCGACGAGCUGCGUGCCGAGACGGCCGCGCUGGCCGCCAGCGCCGAGGGCGAGCGUGUGCGCGUGGCGUCGGCGCUCGACGACGUCGAGGCCGCGGCCCGUGCGGUGCGCGACGCCGAGCAGCGGUGGCGCGACGACAUGCGCGAGGUCCGCGGCGAGGUCGAGAGCGUCCGCGAACUGGUCCCGCGCAUGAUUGAGAAGCACGCCGGCGCGCAGAGCGCCGCGCUCACGGAACUCCAGAACGAGCUGCGGUCCCUCAAGACACUGCUCGUCGCGCGCCAGGGCGCCGCGGCCGCGACGGCGGCGGCUGUCGCGACGCCAGUGGUGACGGACACGGCGGCCGUGAGCGGCACGUCGUCGCCGGCGCCGGUGCCCACGCCCACGCAGGCCGCGGCCAACGCCCUCCUCGCGCCCCGCGGCAAGGCCAGCAUCCCGGCCUGGCAGCUCGCCGCGCCCGCGGCCAACGGGUCGAGCGCGAGCGUCGCGUCCACGGUCCCCAGCACGACUGCUAGCGCCAGCGCGUCCGGCGCGUCCAGCCCCACCAGGGAGUAG
Messenger RNA from Apiotrichum porosum, 1047 nucleotides. RefSeq names its product peroxisomal membrane protein pex14 (gene PEX14). Bases 1 to 1047 code for a protein of 348 amino acids. Gene Ontology annotation, biological process: protein import into peroxisome matrix, docking. The transcript has 4 exons. Gene Ontology annotation, molecular function: signaling receptor binding. Gene Ontology annotation, cellular component: peroxisomal importomer complex; peroxisomal membrane. The record is from RefSeq and is a predicted model, not a curated record. NCBI's taxonomy places the organism in Eukaryota, Fungi, Basidiomycota, Tremellomycetes, Trichosporonales, Trichosporonaceae.